AUGACCAGCCCGAAAUCUUCAACACAUUCGCUUCCAACAGCAACAGCAGAGCCACAGUCUCUUAGCACAACAGUGACAAAAGAUCGGCCAAAUUUUACGGGAGGGGAUGUUGAGAAGCAAAGAACAAACGAAAAUGAAGAGCCUCCAUCCCAGCAAUCGGCUUUCAAAGGCCUCGGAUGGCUAGACCGGUUUCUAGCCAUCUGGAUCUUCCUGGCCAUGGUCAUCGGAAUCCUACUGGGGAACUUUGUGGAAAAUACGGGGCCAGCCCUUCAGAAGGGGAAGUUUGUGGGAGUCUCCAUUCCAAUCGCCAUCGGUCUCCUCGUUAUGAUGUACCCAAUCCUUUGCAAGGUGCGAUACGAAUCUUUACACCACGUCUUCAACGAGCGGGCAAUCUGGAUCCAAAUUGCUUUCAGUAUCUUUGUGAAUUGGAUCAUUGCUCCUUUUUUGAUGCUGGGAUUGGCAUGGGCUUUCCUACCGGACGAACCAGAACUACGCGAGGGCUUGAUUCUUGUUGGACUAGCCAGGUGUAUUGCUAUGGUUCUCAUUUGGACUGGUCUCGCCGGCGGCGACAAUGAAUAUUGCGCUAUCCUCGUUGCCAUUAACUCGAUACUACAAAUGGUGCUCUUUGCCCCCUUGGCCGUAUUCUUCAUCAACGUCAUCAGCCACUCGGGCAGUCAGGUUACUUUCUCCUAUUCCACCGCGGCAAAAAGCGUGGCAGUGUUUCUAGGAAUUCCCCUAGGUGCCGCGAUCAUCACACGGAUGACCCUCCGGAAAAUUACCAGUCCCCGAUGGUACGACCAGGUCUUCGUCAAAUGCAUUAGUCCACUAUCACUUCUUGGGCUGCUAUUUACUAUUCUUGUACUGUUUGCAUCUCAGGGUCGCCAAGUGGUACACCAGAUUGUAUCAGUGAUCCGAGUCUCUGCUCCACUGAUCGUUUACUUUAUUAUUGUCUUCUUCAUUACCCUCCUGGUGACUUACAAGCUCGGCUUUGGAUACAAGUUGGCUGCAACUCAAAGUUUCACUGCUGCCAGUAAUAACUUUGAGUUGGCGAUCGCUGUCUCUGUCGCCACAUUUGGCGCCGAUAGCAAUCAAGCGCUUGCUUCUACUGUGGGGCCGUUGAUCGAGGUUCCGGUACUGCUGGGCCUUGUUUAUGUUGCCAAAUUUAUUGGUAAAAGGCUUGGAUGGAAGGACUGA
Molecule: messenger RNA, 1194 nt
Organism: Penicillium brasilianum
Lineage: Eukaryota; Fungi; Ascomycota; Eurotiomycetes; Eurotiales; Aspergillaceae
Source: the annotation of a GenBank genome assembly